UUUUACUGAUACACGAAUUAAUUCAACAAUGAGAAUGAACAGUUUUUUUUUGUUCACUAGCGCAAUGAGCCUCGUGCAUGGAUGGAGAUAACCCAAUCUGGGUCUCUGAAAUAAAUACCUAUUGAGGCGAUGGUCACAGAGUAGUCAAAUAUUUGCGUGACACGCUGUCAAAAGAAAUGAAGGCUUUACUGCCUCUGAAAUACCCAUCGCUCUCUGAGACAACAACCCAAUGAUUGACUGCUAUGGACACUUUAUAAUCCGACUAAUAGCUAAACAGAUAUACAUGGGAUAUUUGACAUGAAUCUAAUGGUAACGGUUUGACCCCUUUUUUUGGGUCAAUUCACAGAACAAUUCCUAUUUGUCUCCGACUGAUUUGAUUAAGAUAAAGGGCAAUGCAAUUUAGCUUACAAUAAUAGUAUUUAAGUAACUGUGGAUUAAUAUGCAUAAAUUUGUGCAUGCAUGGAUUUACAAAAUGUUGAAGUUGGAAGGGGAAAAAAAAUAUGCAACGCUUUAGUGGGGAGGACCCAUGACAAACAUUUGAUAAUGGUGACUAAUAGAAAUGAAUAACAUAGAAGCAGUAAAAUGGCGUUGGUGGAAAUGUUAAUGAUAUCACAUCGCAGCUCAGUUCCUUUAAUGAUGUAUGUGAAUGUGUAGGUCUAAUGUAGGCUUAAUGACAUGCACAAAACACGACAGCAUAGCAAAUAGCACAGACGACCGGGCGACCAGUGGACGUUGUUAGUUUUUAAAUAUAUAUGUGUAGCUUUUUUUCCUAUUGUGCUCAUAGAUAAUCACCAACUUUUACGCAAAAUCAACUAUUAUGCAUAAGUUAACAAACUUUUACGCAUACGUUGACAUGCUUAAUACCCCAAUGCUUACUGACAAUAAUUUCCCCUUUAAAGUAAAUCAUAUGUUGCAUACAUAUUUAGUAUGUUUUCAGACAUACAUUCUUCAACACACACGUUAUAGUAUUUUUUGUUGCCCGCCGAGCAAACUUACAGCCUUCCUCCUAAAAAUGGGAUGGAACAUCAUGGACCUUCACGUAUUGGUUCAAAAAAAGUCUUACGAGUGGAGAGGAAAAACGUGAUUAACUCCCAUCUUCUAACAUAAUAAUUAAAAACAUUCUAAAUUCGUUUUAUGAUUUAAGGUAUAGUUUAAAAGUAGUGUGGUCACUGGGUUGUUGAUUUGAUAGCAGUGAAUAAUCAAUAAGAUUAACUUUUAUGUUUUCGACAGCCGUUUCCUUCACCAGUGGACGGCCCUCUCUCAGAGUAUCAUUGCCAAGUAUAACUCAUAUUUUAGCAAGUCUUAUUUUGGGCUUAAAUCUCUACCACUCUUGCCUUGUUCUGCGCUGUUCAUCAGGCGCCACCUCCCGUUUCCCCGAUCCGCUCCCGUUCAGGUUCUCAAUCCGACAUGGCUCUGUUGCGAAAUUAGCCCGUAUCAUAACAACAGGUCGGUUCCAUUACUUUUCCCCGGGACAAUGGACGGCGUCGCCCCUAUUCACUAAUACACAGAAACCGAUCCCGCGACGAAGAGGAGGAAGCGCAGCGAGCAAGGAAGGUUGUUGCGGUGCGGAGCACGUAUAAAAUAUGUUUCUUUAUCUUAUCGUAUCUUUUUUGGCAUUUGAGUGAUGCGUAAAAACUCCCCAACUCGGAUAAUUGCUUUAGAGAAAGGGACUAGUCUAUGUUUGAAAAUAUUUUCGCUACUACCACAUUUGCUAACUGUACCUAAAGGCUACAUUUUAUGAAUUUCAAUGACAUUGUAUUUUCGUAAGUUGUGAAGCUGUAUCUGCCUAUUUAUUGUUAUCUGUAGCCUACAACAUUUUUACUGGGGCUACUUUGCCUUUAGGCCUACUUUCCCUGACUAUUGUAGGUGUUGUUUGCUUAUAGCAAAACUUGGGUACAUUGCGAUUCCAUAACUCUUAGUCAGACAGUAGAAGAUAUGACAGCUAUACCUAACGGUUUAACUUUUGAAGUUUAAAGUACAAUAACCUUUGCAAUACAAAUACAUCUUUCUCUUCCAAGUGUUGCCUGAGGCUCGGCGCAGGCGCUCUGGCUGCUUGCUGUCACUAAAACAAUUUUCUUCACAUUGGAAACUGUCACAAGUGACGUCAAUCACGGGGCUCUGACCAAUUAGAAGGCGGGGUGAUUGUUUAGCUCCACGGGCUGCAGCGCCUACCAUGAAUCUCUAUUCACUAUCAAAGCGUCCUGCUGCUGCCGGCCAACCGAAUGCGAUUCCAUGCAGACACUUUAGAACUUAGAACACUUUUUUUCCUUCUAUAUUUUAGUUUUUUUUUCUAUAUUUUAGUUUUUUUUCUAUAUUUUAGUUUUUUUCUGUAUUUUUCAUUGCGAUUAAAAUAUAUUUGUCAUCAUCAUUAUUAUUUUGCAUGCUGUCAAGUUAUUCUAGAAUUAGGAGUAAUGAGCAUGGAUGUUUUGGGAAACCAUGUGAUGUACCCUACGAUUUCCAAACGGAACACGGCGCUGAGAUUAGUUGACUUGGCAGGGGCGUACCACCAUCACCAUCAUCACCACCAUACCCCUCAGAGCGUGACAGGCUUCCCGGGGUUCAGCAGCCAUCCACACUCAAUGGCUCACUCGCACCCUGGGGAGAUUACUGCGGAACCCCGCCUGGGGCCGAGUCCAUUCGGGCCAGAACACAUGGGGCACUCCGCGGCCCUCAAAAUCAGCCCAGCCCAUCAUUACCCACACCACCAUCACCACCACAAUCAUCAUAUGGCAGGCCACAGUGAAGUGGUCUCCAGUCAAACGGGAGCUUUUGGCCCGGUGCAGGCGGCUCCAGUCCCCUAUUCCAUGUCCCACACGGCCCAGGCGUUAUCCGCAGCCACAGGUAGCUAUCCGGGACACUACGGCCAUCACCCUGAUGCUGGUAGCCAUGCCCUCUUCUCCGGACUCCACCAUGAGCAGUCUUCUAGCGGAGCACCAGGUGGCCAGGCCAUGAAUGGACAAAUAAGGUUAGGAAUACCUAGCGAAAUGUACGUUAGGUCUGAUCAUUUGAGUCAAGUGGCGAGCUCCAGGGCUGAUCCGUUCUCCGCCUCGACAUUACAUGGCUACGGCGGUCUGAACCAUCUGAACAUGAACCUCAGCGCCCACCACCACGGAGCCGGUGCAUUCUUCCGCUACAUGAGGCAGCCGAUAAAGCAAGAACUAAUCUGCAAGUGGCACGAACCGGAACACUCGGCGAAAAAACUCUGCUCCAAAACUUACGGCACGAUGCACGAGCUGGUAACGCAUGUGACGGUUGAUCACGUCGGUGGCCCGGAGAUGGCUAACCAUAUCUGCUUCUGGGAAGAGUGUCCGAGAGAAGGAAAACCGUUCAAAGCCAAAUACAAACUGGUAAAUCAUAUCAGAGUGCACACCGGAGAGAAACCAUUUCCAUGUCCCUUCCCCGGCUGUGGAAAAGUGUUUGCCCGAUCGGAGAACCUGAAGAUCCACAAGAGGACUCACACAGGUGAGAAACCCUUCAAAUGUGAGUUUGACGGCUGCGACCGACGUUUCGCCAACAGCAGUGACCGGAAGAAGCACUCCCACGUGCACACCAGCGAUAAGCCGUACAACUGCAAAGUGAGAGGCUGUGACAAAUCCUACACACACCCCAGCUCUCUCAGAAAACACAUGAAAGUGCACUGCAAGUCUCCACCACCAAGUUCUGGCUACGAGUCUUCAACUCCGUCAUUAGUGUCCCCAUCAUCGGACUUAGGCCGAGAGCCAGGGGCCUCGUCGCUCUCAGAACCAGCACCCUCGUCCCAACCCGCCAAUUUAAGUGAGUGGUACGUCUGUCAUAGUUCUGGUGCGAGCGGAACUCAGACACCUCCCAGCGGCUCCUCCAGCCCUGAUCCCGGGGAUGAGACGCACUACAGACACCCGGAGCCAAGGGACGCUUUCUAACCAAAACUGGCCCAGAAAAUCAUUCUAAAAGUUAUUGAAGAUAUUUUCCAAUAUACCCGCGGACUUACAAAAUUAACACAUCGAAAAGGUCUGUUUUCUAAGGCCCAAAUCAUUCAAUGUACUGUCUGGCAUAUCGGACAAAUUAGACACUGCCAAAUGUAUCUUGUGAUAGCUCUCUUCUAUCCCAAUGUGUUUGGAAAAACAUGUAUUAUUCUCGUACUCGGUUAUUGUACGCAUGUAUUUUGCUCUAUUCCUUUGUAAAUCGAGUUUUGACUUCAAUAUCUUUUUAAUUUAUUUUUUGAAUCUGACAUGAGCAUUUUUGUAUUAUCGAACCAAAGUGUUUCAAUAUAUUAAAAAAAUGUAUAUUUGUAAAUUGAUACGUUUCGAUGUGGAGGUGGUAACAGUCAUUUUGUAAGCUUUGGUAUUUCAGCAAUUUAUUUUUAUUGUUUGCUACACUUAUUUGUAUAAAUUAAAUAAUUGAAACGUUUCGAGUUUCACGCAAGAAAAUGUGUCUCCAUUUGUGAUGGUCUACUCUAUUGAUUGACUCGUUUUCAUAGUCUAUUUGAUAUUAUUACAUUCAAUUCAUAAAUGUUUUGUCAACGUGGGCAUUUUGUGAUUUUGUAAUUCUUGUCAAUAUUUGUUAGUAAUGCAUUUUUAUUAAAAUGUGAUCCUAUCGAGAAAAUACACUCGAAAUGUGUACCAAACUGCCUUGUAAUUUGUCAGUAUUUUGAAUAAAUCGUGUAUGAUAAAAAAUGUAA
Messenger RNA from Oncorhynchus kisutch (coho salmon), 4657 nucleotides. Its product is annotated as zinc finger protein ZIC 4. Gene Ontology annotation, biological process: regulation of transcription by RNA polymerase II. The record is from RefSeq and is a predicted model, not a curated record. NCBI's taxonomy places the organism in Eukaryota, Metazoa, Chordata, Actinopteri, Salmoniformes, Salmonidae. Bases 2223 to 3899 code for a protein of 558 amino acids. Gene Ontology annotation, cellular component: nucleus. The transcript is spliced from 3 exons. Gene Ontology annotation, molecular function: DNA-binding transcription factor activity, RNA polymerase II-specific; RNA polymerase II cis-regulatory region sequence-specific DNA binding.